UCUACCAGAUGCGGCUGCCGUCGUCUGUCCAAAACAGGUUUCCUGAAGCAGAAAACCCGCUGACGCUCGCUCUACCCUCUCUCACGCCCGGUUUCUACUUAGCAACGCCCAGAAUCAGCCAUGUCGACCGCCACGACCGUGUACGACCAGUAUCGCAACCCGCUGACGUCGAGAUAUGCCUCCAAAGAGAUGUCAUUCAACUUCAGCGAGACCAAGAAGUUCAGCACUUGGAGGAAGCUGUGGACUUUUUUGGCCAAGGCUGAAAAGGAGCUCGGUCUGCCCAUCACAGACGAGCAGGUCGAGGAGAUGGAGGCCAAUUGGGAAACCAUUGACUUCGAGCAGGCGGCGCGAGAGGAGCGUGAGACAAGGCAUGAUGUGAUGGCCCACAUCAGGACCUUUGCCUCCAAGUGCCCUUCAGCUGCUCCUAUCAUCCACCUCGGAGCGACUUCGUGCUACGUGGGUGACAACACGGAUCUGAUUGUCUUGCGCGAUGGUUUCGACAUCCUACUUCCCAAACUUGCACGUUGCAUCCAGCGCUUAGCGAAAUUUGCCAGGGAGCAGAAGGACCAGCCCACGCUUGGAUUCACGCACCUCCAGCCAGCUCAGUUGACGACCGUAGGGAAGCGAGCUUGUCUAUGGCUGCAGGAGUUGUUGAUGGAUGAGAGGGCCAUCAGCAGAGCUCGGGAUGACCUCUGCUUCCGGGGGGUCAAGGGAACCACGGGCACACAGGCAUCAUUCCUCCAGCUCUUUGAGGGAGAUGGUGAGAAGGUGAAGAAGCUAGAUGACUUGGUGACCAAAAUGGCUGGUUUCAAGAAGGCCUAUCCAGUGUGUGGACAGACAUACACCAGGAAGGUUGAUGUGGAGUGCCUCAACACCUUGGCAUCAUUAGGAGCCACAGUGCACAAAAUCUGCACAGACAUACGCAUAUUGGCCAACAUGAAGGAAAUAGAAGAACCCUUCGAGUCCAGUCAGAUUGGCUCCAGUGCCAUGCCUUACAAGCGUAACCCCAUGCGUAGUGAGCGUUGCUGUGCAUUGGCCCGCCACGUAAUGGCCCUCCCAUCCAAUGCCCUCAACACUGCUGCGACCCAGUGGAUGGAGCGGACACUGGAUGACAGUGCUAAUAGGCGCAUUAGCUUGGGCGAAUCAUUCCUCGCCUCUGAUGGCAUGCUGCAGACUCUCCAGAAUGUUCUAGAGGGCCUGGUGGUGUACCCAAAGGUAAUUGAACGCCACAUGGCUCAGGAACUUCCCUUCAUGGCAACGGAGAACAUCAUCAUGGCAGUGGUGAAGGCAGGAGGAAAUCGCCAGGACUGUCACGAGGAGAUCCGCCGCCUUAGCCAUGAAGCAGGAGCCAAAGUAAAACAAGAGGGAAAAGAAAAUGACUUGGUGGAGAGGAUAAAAGCAUCUUCGUACUUUGCCCCGAUUCACAGCCAGAUUGACUCGCUCCUCAAUCCUGCCACUUUCAUUGGCCGAGCACCCCAGCAGGUACAGGAGUUUCUGGAAAAUGAUGUGGAUCCGGUUCUCAAGAAGUAUGAAGGGAAAUUAGAAGGGUCUGCAACUUUGGUCAUUUGAGGCGAACAGAAUAACGAACAUUACCAGCAGAACUUUGUGAUCACAGGUUACAUAUCUGCAUUGAAGGUUACCAUUUGUCUUCUUGCUCAGUAGAAUAACAAGUAAAGGCAACAAUUAGUUAUCAAACUGACUUUGUUAAGGCUCUUGCUAUAGUUUGGGAAAAUAGCAUUGAGGUUGAGUAUUCCCAAGUGCAAGAUGAACAUCCUUAUUUGAUACUCCUCUUUGAGGAGUAUUGGGUGAUUAAGUAUUGGGUGAUAUUAGUUCAUUUUCUUAGAAUUAGGAAAAAGCUAUUGCAUAUCUUGCUCUUUGGAAAUAUUUUACUGGGAGCUAUACCUUCUCAGCAAGAGUUUCCUCCUACUUAUGAAAGGUUAUUUUUUAUACAUCCAUAGUAUUGUUAGUGUCUAUCUUUAUAUUGAUCUGUGUCAUAAGAUAUGAUGUUGAUAUAAAUAAAAAUGUUUCUUAUAUAAUCUAUUCUUGUUAUCAUUCAUUGUUGAUGAAUAUAUUUGGUGGUAAAACUUCAGAUUUCAUUGUCACUUGAAACCCUUGUAGUGAACCUUUACGAUAAAAGGAAAUUCUGUGUAUUCCUGUUAGUAAUAUUUCACAGUGUCAAAAAUGUUUCUUUAAUAUUCAGCACAAAUAUUUUAUUAAACCUUUUUAUUACUUCAA
Molecule: messenger RNA, 2235 nt
Organism: Penaeus vannamei (Pacific white shrimp)
Lineage: Eukaryota; Metazoa; Arthropoda; Malacostraca; Decapoda; Penaeidae
Gene: Adsl
Product: adenylosuccinate lyase
Biological process (GO): 'de novo' AMP biosynthetic process
Cellular component (GO): cytosol
Molecular function (GO): (S)-2-(5-amino-1-(5-phospho-D-ribosyl)imidazole-4-carboxamido) succinate lyase (fumarate-forming) activity; N6-(1,2-dicarboxyethyl)AMP AMP-lyase (fumarate-forming) activity
Source: RefSeq, a predicted model, not a curated record